Mucor mucedo is the source of this 1504-nucleotide messenger RNA. RefSeq lists its product as uncharacterized. Lineage: Eukaryota; Fungi; Mucoromycota; Mucoromycetes; Mucorales; Mucoraceae. The record is from RefSeq and is a predicted model, not a curated record. Gene Ontology annotation, biological process: intracellular protein localization. The transcript is spliced from 2 exons. Gene Ontology annotation, cellular component: plasma membrane. Bases 40 to 1377 code for a protein of 445 amino acids.
AAAUUUUUCCCUUAUUUCCCUUCACAUACUACAUAAAUAAUGUAUUCAGAAAGUGAAGCAGCUCCAAAGCAUUGGAGUAUUCGACAAGCAAACAGUCGACUUCACGCAUACGGCUUACAAACGGCAUUGGAAAACGAUUUAAAUAGAAAAGUGCAAGAUGAGGAAAAAAAUGUACAUCACGGUUUAGCUAUACCACUUACAGAACUCAACUCAAGUUCUGAAGCCACGUUUGCAUCUGCAACAAACCCAUACCUUGCAGGUGCUUCCGAGAUUCAACAACCAAGUAGAACACCAGCUCAUCGUAGCCUGAGACAUAAAACAUAUGGCUUCCAAGAUCCCUUUGCCGUUGCACCCAUGGAGGCAUGGCAAGAAAUUAAAGAUUAUAAUCUAAGAGUUAAUGGAUUACCAACCCUCGAUCAAAUGAUGAGAUUACACACUUAUAGCCCCUUAACUCAGUCCAAUUUCGCUGCCUUUUUAAGAAGAAGAAACGUACAUCAAAAUCUAAAUUUCUUGAUGGAGCUUGAAACACAUGAUAAAUUAUGGAGAGCGUAUCUACAGAGUAUCGAUAGACAGAACCGACAAAGACUAUCGAGGUUUCUAGAAUCUGCAGCAGAAAAGGAACAAAACAAACAACCUAUGAGUCCGAUAGUAGCAACUCAUUCUUAUGUUGAAACACCCGAUACAGAUGACCUAUUGACACCGUUACCACCACAACCAACAACACCCAUCACACCAAACACACCAAGAUCAUUAAACGAUGGCUACGCUUCACGUAGUACAGAUAAAUCAUUAAAUAGACAUGAUCUCGUUCAAAAUGCCACUCGAAUCUAUAGAACUUAUUGUUCUCCAUUAAUGGAUGCCGCACAGACAAUUCAUUUACCUGACGAUCAUCGAAGAGCCCUGGAAGAGCUAAUUGAAAUAAAUGAAAGACCAGAGCCCAUCGUAUUUGAUUCAGCAAGAGCUCACGUAUUCGAAAUACUCAACGUAUUCUAUUAUCCAUUGUUUGUUGAUAGUGUACUUUAUAAAAAUAUCUCGAUUGGCUUCUCAAGAUUAUUACUCGCUUUCGGUAUAAUCAUCUUGACCUUGGCCCUUUCAAUAGAAUUUUCAUUGAUAUUCUUAGAUGCUGGUCAUUCAUGGUUGCCUUUGAUUCCCUUCUUUUUUGGUUGGACCAUGUUAAUUACCAGUCUAACUGAAUUCGCAUGGUUCUUUGGUAUAUUUAGCAUAUGUGAGAUACAGCUAUUUGUCUAUUCUGAUAUUCAGGAUGUCACGGUGAAAAAACUACAUCGUAAACGUGCAUGGCUCUGGUUAGCCGCCAUUAUUGUACUAUCUAUUGUGUCAACCCUCAUUUUUAUCUUCAUUCCAUCCCAUCGUUUAUAAUUUAAUUUACCAUCCAACAUUUAAUCUACUACUUGUACUUCAUAUUUAAUAAACAGCGGUUUCAUGGUGACAAAAAUAAAAAUAAAAAAGUAGGGAUAUCUGAUCAUAUAUGCCUGCAUAGAUACCA